Molecule: messenger RNA, 2512 nt
Organism: Varroa destructor (honeybee mite)
Lineage: Eukaryota; Metazoa; Arthropoda; Arachnida; Mesostigmata; Varroidae
Product: phenoloxidase-activating enzyme 1-like
Biological process (GO): proteolysis
Molecular function (GO): serine-type endopeptidase activity
Source: RefSeq, a predicted model, not a curated record
CGUGAGGGAGUUCCGCAGCGCCUCAUCACAAACACAUACGAUAGAUACUGUACCAUUGGAGCAUCGCGAGCGACAACACUGUUGGCGCUUCUCAUCAUGAAAUGGCUAUACUUCAUUUUAGCGUUUUUGCCGCUUGGCAAUAUAACAAUGCUCGAAAUGGCAGCCAAUUUAGCGGCUGAAGGUCGCAGAACACACGCUAGAGAUAUUGAUUCCCGGCAUCUGCGCAGAAUACGAAGGUGGAAACUUGGGCAUCCUGACCCUCCGGGGCCUUCAAGGCCUCCAGGAUCCCCGGCUUUUGAUUCGUCCCCACUUGUAGAAGUAGAGACACGUCAUCUUCUUCGAUACCUGGCUGGACCAGGUUUUGGAGGGAAGCAUCAUCGUCAUCGAAGACAGCGUUGGGGUACUCACGGAUUCGAUGGCUCCGGUUUUGACUCACGCUUCGGAAAACAGAGACAUCAUGAACAUGGUCACCGGCAAUUUCAGAGCCCUCAUGGGUCGCCUCGCGGCCCGUUGCCCGGUUUCGAUGAAUACGGCCUCGGUGGGCCGCCUCGUGGCCCUGCGCCCGGUUUCGACAUAUACGGCCCCAGUGGGCCGCCUGCAGGCUUUGGCGAACAUGGCUUUUACGGGCCGCCUUCCGGCUUGGACGAAUAUGGUGCGCGUGAACCGUCUCCCGGAUUCUACGAAAAUAGUCAACCCAUUUCACCGACCAGGCCCGGACAUCAUCACAUCAAUUACGACCUUGAAGGGCCUCAGUACACAAACCAACAAAAUUAUCAAGAGGUCCAACCUGGCGCAGUACUUACCUUUCAAGAUAAAACGCAAGGACAGUCGCCGGUUACCACUAAACCUAUCCUGCGGUUCCAGUCGUCAUGCGGCGUGAGCACAACUUCUCGGAUAGUUGGUGGCGAGCAGGUGCACGGAGACAACUGGAGCUGGACCGUGGCGCUUAUGCGACCAGCUGACGGCGGCAUGGAGCAGUUUUGCGGCGCGACGCUCAUUUCUGACCAACAUAUGAUCACAGCAGCGCACUGUAUUGCGAAUAUGAAGCCCUAUGCAAUGACAGCUCGUAUUGGUUAUACGAAUUUGGACGAAGCGGACGGAUCACAAGAUUUACGAAUCGGAACAGCCAAGCUUCAUCCCCAUUAUAACUCGUCGAACUACUACGCUGAUAUAGCCAUUCUCAAACUACAACAGCCCGUGCAGUUUAGUACACGACUUCAGCCCUGUUGUUUACCCGAUGCCAGAGAUAACACCGGACGAAUUGCAAUUGCGGUCGGUUGGGGCUCAACUGCUUUCGGAGGGCCCCAGACAAAUGUCCUACAGCAGGUCACUUUGCCAAUUUGGAGUAACCAGGAGUGCCAGGAUAAAAUCAACAUCGCAGUAUUUGACGAAAUGCUUUGCGCAGGACGAAAGGACGAAGGGGGACACGACGCUUGCCAGGGUGACUCCGGCGGACCUUUGUUGGUGCGAAACAGCGAGCAGCGGUGGUCCCUUGAGGGCAUUAUUUCGUUUGGAUUCAAAUGCGCUCAGAAGGGCGUUCCAGGCGUCUAUACUAGAGUAAGCAAGUUUUCUGACUGGAUUAUAGACAACGCCGUCUGAAGCGUCACCUCAUAAACAGACAUUCGCACAUUUUCCUAAUUAUAACCUUCUCUCAGGUCUAUUGAUAUCCUAUAUAGUAACAUAUCGAUGAUAUUAAUGCUCAAAAGACGAAACACAGUUCAUUAGCCUCUCCGGUCAAUUUUUUCCAGUGCUAAACCAGCCUAUAGGUUAGUUAAAGGCAGUAUAGACAGAGAAAACGGGAUUUUAUGUGUCUGUGAGUUGUGCAGCGUUAAAGCUGCAAAACGAUUCAAUUUGGCGCUUACGUAGUUUAUCUAUAGGAUGCAAAUAACAAAACCCUAUUCAAGCUAUAUCUUUUUAUACGCCAGGUAGCUCCAAUCUUGUCAAAUGAAUUAAACAGAACACGCAAGACGUACUUCUUAAAAUGGAAACAAACAUGAACAGAUCGAACUAAAAAAUUAGAAUUCACACAGUGACAAGGCUAGCGUGCAUAUGAGAAUCUUGCCAUUAGUCGCUUCCAAAUAGCUGAAUUGCUGAUGUCAGCAAACCAGUAAACCUACCGUGAAAGUUUCUGAUGGAUGAUUGUUUACUUUUUUGAUUCCGUUCCAUUGUCCAUUCCGAUUUUGCAUUUGUACAAAAUUUUGUAAAGCGUAAUAACGUAAUAAAGAAAAAAGAAUAUAUAUAUAUAAGGAAAUUAUUAUACACCGUCGACGUUUUGAAUUUUUAUCCACUAAAUGGAAGGUGAUAUGCAGGAAGUCGCCUUUUCUUAGACGUCAUCGCUAUCGAGGUGGCACAUAACGAGUGAAAAUAUACGUUUCUUUUUGAAGUCGGAGGAAGAUUCCUGGAAACGAUUGGAUUUAUUUCGCUAACAUAAUUACAUGACGCAGUAUCCUGUAUAGCUAAUUUAGCAAAAUUGUAAAUAAAUAAAAUGUUUUUGUAUGACUAAAUGUGGUUU